GAAGGACGUCUCCGACCAUGAACCGAGCCACACUUUAUCAGUUAACCGGAGGCGUCGGCGCGUCACGCCGUGUCGCGCUCAGCUCCACCAUGACCCUUUAAUACGACUGUCACUACUGCAUUUAUCUAGACUGAAAGCAACAUAGAUCUCAAGAUAAGACUUAUUUUACUUCACCCCUAUUUUUAAGUGGCCGUAUAUGUGACGUGUGGAUUAUUUUUAAGUGAUUAGAGUUAGUGACAUAACGUUGACCGAGGAUUUAUCAAAUUGGAUUACUCAGGCUCUGCUGUUCUGGAUUGCUUUGGUGCCAGUGGUACAAGUUACAAUAAAGGAUAUAGUAGAAUUAUGAAAAAUUGAUCUGAAAACUGAAAAAAUAUCGUCAAAAUGAGACUGUCAACAAGCGAAGAAGUCCCGAGCACGACGGUGGUCGGGCGUACCAACAGCCCCGGCAACGCGGGCGCGGCCACCGCGGUGCCCGGCGCGGGCGCAUAUGACGUCACGCGCAUGCGCGAGGAGGAGUUCGAGAGGCUCACCGUGUACAUCGUGCCCGAUGUGCCUUGCGAGCGAGGCACCGUCAACAGGGCCGAGAGGACCCUGCCCAGAAGUUUGGCGUUAAGACCGUCUGCAGUAUUAUCGACUCCUAACACACCGACGGAAGGUGUGUGGAGCAUCGGAGUGAUCCCCCGCGGUACCCGCUUUGGGCCUUUUGAAGGCACGCGGACACCCAACAAACCCAAUGACAAAGUUUCGUGGAGAUACUACUGGAGGGUACAGGAAACUGUGAGACAUCACACAUACGGAAAUAUUAAGAUAUUCAAAGACAGCGACUAUUAUUACCUGGAUGGGUCGGACACGAGCGUCGCGAACUGGAUGCGAUACGUGGCCUCAGCGUAUUCGCUCUCCGUGAUGAACCUCGUCGCCUGCCAGCACCAGGAACACAUUUACUUCUACACGAUAAGAGAUAUCAUGCCCAACGAAGAGCUAAUGGUGUGGUACUGCAAGGAUUUUGCAACAAGGCUCGGUUAUGACAUCGAUCCUGAACGAGCCACUUAUUCUAUCUGCAAAGAAGAAACUAUCAAAAAAGCUUAUGGCUUGCCACCAGCACCCGUUCACCCUGAAAUCGCAUUCAACCACAUGAAAUAUGUUCUGGGCUUAACAAAUGCCAAGGAGUUAUUAGAAGCUGAAAUUCCUAGUCGCCGAAGAAAACGAGAAGCGACUGACAAACCUUUUAUUGAUAAUUCUAAUUUAAUUUCCCGUGAAGAACCACGAAGCAAAAAUGAGAGAACAAUUGUUCGAACUGAUAUUUCUUCUAACAAACCAGAAAGCCCCAUUAUUCCUGAACAAACACCGCUAUCGCCAAAUGGAUUAAUGCAACCACCAUCACCUGUGAAAAUGCACAGACAUUCCGAAAAUCCAACUCUGAUUAUUCAACACAAAGAAAGCACAUCACAUGUUGUUAUACAUCAAAUGGAGAAUCCCAGAGCAUACAGCAAUAGGUCACCGGCUCAAAACCAACAUCUUAGAGAUAUGCGCGGACCAUCUCCUAUGGCGCAAAAUCAUCAUCAUCAAGAUAAAUUGGGAAGCAAAUCUCCAAGCCUAACCCACUGUGGGCCGCCUCAUUAUGAACCGCAACUAACACCCAAUGAUGGUUCGGUGCGAUCAGACGAGGGGUACCAUAGCAAUGGCUACCAUGAUGAAUUCACACCUCCCGAAGAUUCAAGCGACUCUGAUGUUGAAAAUUAUGUCUUGGAUUGUUCGAACAAAACAAAUGAACCUAAAGAAACCGUUAUUGUUCAAAAGAUGGACCAAGAAAUGCAUCGCAACGAAUAUAGGAAAGUUAAAAUUAAAAUGCCUAGAGCGUAUCAGUAUCAAAACCUCAAAGACAUGGAUUGUGAAAGUGAAAAAGAAUUAAUGAUAGCCGAAGAAGUUGCCAAUACAACGCCACAAAAUCUGUCACCUCCACGGCGAGACCCCGCUACAUCAACGGUGAUAGUACUUGAACCGUCUCAAAAUACUAUAAUACCAGUCAAUAAACCAUACUACGAAGACGGCACUUUAUCACCUUCUCCGCAACCGGCUUUCAUGAGAUACUCACCCCCCGAUACGCGGAUUUUGGAAACGAUUCUUACUGGCAAUCGUAUCGACACAAAUAAUAACGAUCCUAGCAGAAGGCAACCAAAUGCUACACCCCCACCAUCUUCGCCUACCGAAAUGGCAUAUUCAUACAAGAAAAGUCAAAGAUAUGGCAACGCAUGUAGCCCGGAUUCAAGUUCAAACCUAACUCCAUUACCGUCUCUGCUGCCACUACCUCAACAGCUACCCGCGCCGGCCGCGGCCUCAGUGUACUCAUCGUCUCCUCCGCACUCCAUACCACAUACUACAGAAAUAAGAGAGAUUAGAGAAAUUAGGGAAAUUCGGGAAACCCGCUAUGAAAGCCACUACCCAAAUUAUUAUAAUCUUUACUCACCGCCAAAUUCAACUAUCAUCACACAACUAGGAUCUCCACCGAAUACAUACUCACCUACAGUAACUUCUUCGCAUCAAUAUGAAAGAUCUCAAAACGCUCAAAAUAAUCAUCACUAUCCAUCAUCAACGAGCGUUAUAACGCUGAAAAAUUGUUCACAAUUGAGUUUGAUACAAAAUUCAAACAUGAAUAGUCAAAUAAUACCUCCACACGGUAGUAUGAGCCCGGAUGGCUCGUGUGGAUUAAUGGUGGCGCCAAUCAGCCCGAACUCACAAGCUUCGCGGGGGUACAGAAGUUUACCGUACCCACUAAAGAAGAAAGAUGGAAAAAUGCAUUACGAAUGCAAUGUUUGCUGCAAAACUUUCGGGCAGCUUUCUAAUCUUAAAGUUCACCUGAGAACACAUUCAGGUGAGCGACCAUUUAAGUGCAACGUGUGCAACAAAUCGUUCACUCAGCUCGCACAUCUACAAAAACACCACCUAGUACACACCGGCGAGAAACCACACCAAUGUGAUAUUUGCAAGAAAAGAUUUUCAUCAACAUCGAAUCUAAAGACUCACCUACGCUUACAUUCAGGACAAAAGCCUUAUGCGUGCGACUUGUGUAUGCAGAAAUUCACUCAGUUUGUACACUUGAAACUUCACAAGAGACUGCAUACGAACGACAGGCCGUACGUCUGUCAAGGCUGUGACAAAAAGUACAUCAGCGCAUCUGGACUACGCACACACUGGAAGACCACUAGCUGCAAGCCUAACAACAUUGAGGAAGUCCUGGCGAUCACUAAUGCUGCCAACACCGAAUGCAUAGGUACCGUCGACAAAGACUGCCACGACAGAGAGGGGCACGAGGCAUACGAGGUGCACUCUCCAUCGCAGGGAGGGCUGGUGGGCAACGGUGGGGCGCGAGUGAUGUCGCACAGCGAGGCUCUGCUGGGAGGGCACGCGCACACCACCACGCCUCACCUGGUCACGGCGCAGCUGUCGCCGCAGUACCGCGCGCUGCCGCCGCCGCCGCCGCCCGACCACGACCCGCCGCAGCACUACGCCGCCGCCGGCGAGCCGCGGCCCAGCGUCAUCGAGUCCAGCCAGCCCCUCAUCAUCGAGUGUACCUGAGACCCACCUCCCGGGCCGUGCCAGGCAACCGUCGGACGCGAGUUUCCCCGCCGCACAAUGUGAUUCCAGUUUUGUGAUCAAACGAAAGUAUUUGUGUAAGGACGAUCGAUGACGAGCUGACAAGCUCGUUGUGUCGAGUGGCUAUGAGAUUACGAUACGAACUUUACGUUGUACAUUUGUAAAAUAUAGGUUUAUAAUAAGUGCGAUGCGACGUUAAUAAGUACUAAGUACUUACGUAGUUUUAGACCCUUACGGGUGAUGUAUUAUAUUAUUUUAAGCAUUUGCAUAGUUUUAUAUAAGAAAUCAGCAGCCCUUGUUUAUAUAAUGCUCAAUUUUAUACAUUAAAGUAGAAUUCUAUUGUAAAUAGGAUUUUUGUGACAUCGAGUUUAUUUAAUUUAAAAAUCUAUGCAAUGUAAAUAAAUAUACCGAUUACACAUACGACGUGCAAGCAAGCAUUUUGUAACAUAAUUAAAUCUUUUAUGUAAUUGAAAAUUAUAAUAGACUUUUUCUAUUUAUAUUCUGAGGAUAUACUUUGUAAACAUCCACAAGCACAACCAUUUUUCAAAUUUCACCAAAGAACGGCUAACCCAUGCCAUUUACAAAGUUUUCUUCACCGUCAUCAAUAAUUUCUUUAACCUAUUUGUCUCUAAUCAACCCAAGUUAUGUUACAUUACAUACAAAAACAUCAAACAAUUAGUGCUAAGUGCCAAAUGAGCACGUUAAUAUAUUUUAAGUUAUCCUAAAAAGUUUGAAUAGUAUUUUAAAUCAUUGUUCCUAACGAAUAAUUCGGAGAGUAAGCGCAUAUGUGCGUCAAGUUAAUUCUAAUGAUAUUUAGAUUUAAAUCCACGGAUUGUGUACAUUAUCCCUACGCUAGAACAAAUGGUGCUUCACAUCGUAGAUUAGUAGUCGCAGCGUCCAGCCUUCUGCGGACAGACGGACUAUUUACUACAUGUAAUAUUAAUUACACCGAGUCUACUAGUUACUAUUUUAUAUUCCAAAUUUCAAUUAAUUAUGAUUCUCCUAUUUGAAAAGGCUGAGAUAAAUAUAAUGUAAUGUUUGGCGAAUAUAUGCGUAAGCGAUGGUUUGCAUGAUGUGUAAGCGUCGAGCGCCGCGGAAAUUAUUGGACUAAUAAGAUUCAGCUUAUACGUGAUGUAAAACCAAACGAUAGCUUUUUGUAUAUUUCUAUUGUUCGUACGAUUAAGGUUUUUUACAUGCAACCCCUUGUAGAUUUAUUACCUGUAUAUUUUAUACCUACGAUUUACAAAGCCAAUUUUGUAUUAAAAUGUUAGGAGGAUUUAUUCAGAUUAUUUCUAUUGUUUUGAUACGCACAAAUUAUGUGCUAAUUUUGGUAUCAAGUAGGAAGAGAGUUGAAUCUUUGAAUAAUAUUUUUCGUUAAAUUGAUGAGCAAUUUAGUCAAAUUAAUAAAGUUGCAAUCAAAGACAACUUGAGUAUUUCCUCGUGGCUAUUGUACCUUAUUACGUACCUUAAAUGUUUUCGUUGUCAUAAUCUUAAUAAAUGUCUUUGGUAUUUGAUAGAAUUUAUAUAUUUGUAAAGGUAAUGUACAGGGUUCAAAGGGUGUCUGCUGAAAAGAGCUGGUCACAUGAUCGAUCAGCUAAAAUAUAUGGAUAAUUCUGUUAACAACUAAUGGUGUUCUUAAAUUUUCAGUAAAUCUGACUUUCCCGUCAAUAAUUCUGAUUUAGUCUUAAUUAAAUCAGAAUUCAAAAACUUGGUGAAUUGGUCAGGUUUAAUAAUUUAAAGCAAAAUUAGUUUCUUAAUCUGUUUAGUAUAUUCUAUCAUUUACACUUUCAAGUAGGUACUUUAUACUUACAAAAUCAAAAUACUUGUUUGCUACUGUAAUCAUUAUAAAUACAGAAUUUGUAAUAAUAUUUCUAUUACAUUAUUAUAUCAUGUACUUCCAAACAUCAAUAUCAAUAUACCUAGGUAUUGUUAAACUGGUAACUGUUUAAACCAAACUUCCUUAUAAGUUUAGUGAAUUGAUAGAAAUAUCGUAAAUUAUUAUCAAUCGUAAGAACUUCUCGCCAUUCCUUAUAUUAUUCAUAGCUAUAUUUUUUUGUAAUAUGUACUUUGCGAGGUAUCUGUGUGGUAAGUCCGCUGCACGCUUAGUCAAUCUAUAUCUACCUACCUAUAGUUGUUGUAAUUCACGAAGGCGAGUGAGCUUUACUUGUGUGGUGGCUCACUACUGUUGGCUUUUCAAAAGUUUUGAUAGACAUUACACUAUCGUUAUGUGUUACACGUACACACUCGCCUUCGUGAGUUGCAAGAACUAUACUUACUUACUGGUAUACUUGUCAGCAGACUUAUAAAAUCAGUUCCCGCGCGCACAACUUUAAAAUAAAAACACAAUGUUAAUAUUUAAAUUAAAUAUUUGUAAAGAUAUUUCACUCAAUAUGUAAUUUCGGUCUGCUGACAUUGGAUUAAUUUGAUUAAUAUGUUACCUUUUUAUUUAUUUUCUCUGUAAAUAAACCAAUGAUGGGUUAAUCUUUAAUCGGUAUUUUCUUAAAUUGUAAUAAAUCAGUCAUAAUACCAUCAUAACUAUAUAAAAGUCUUGUAUAAAAUUAAUAACAUCUAAGGAAGAUAGAUCAUACAUAAUAUAAGUACAAUACCUAACUACAGUACAGCAAAGUAAGCAAUAUAAUAAAAAUGUAUGUAUCACGAUAACUUCAGCUACAGUAUUUAUAAUGUAAAGGACUCGCCUACACCUUGUAAUGAGCAAUGUAAAUUUAAUGCGCCAGAAACUUACCUACUGUAAGGCCUGUAAUUUUGUACACCUUGAUCAAUGAUUGUUUCAAAACACCAAAUCCAUUAAAAGGAGUAAAAAUA
This is a messenger RNA of Ostrinia nubilalis (European corn borer), 6414 nucleotides long. It is a transcript of the gene Blimp-1, whose product is annotated as PR domain zinc finger protein 1. The transcript has 9 exons. Gene Ontology annotation, molecular function: protein binding; RNA polymerase II cis-regulatory region sequence-specific DNA binding; DNA-binding transcription repressor activity, RNA polymerase II-specific. Bases 382 to 3573 code for a protein of 1063 amino acids. Gene Ontology annotation, cellular component: cytoplasm; nucleus. Gene Ontology annotation, biological process: regulation of transcription by RNA polymerase II; cell fate commitment. NCBI's taxonomy places the organism in Eukaryota, Metazoa, Arthropoda, Insecta, Lepidoptera, Crambidae. The record is from RefSeq and is a predicted model, not a curated record.